This is a messenger RNA of Electrophorus electricus (electric eel), 7787 nucleotides long. RefSeq names its product CDC42 binding protein kinase beta (DMPK-like) (gene cdc42bpb). Gene Ontology annotation, molecular function: ATP binding; protein serine/threonine kinase activity. Gene Ontology annotation, cellular component: cytoplasm; cytoskeleton. Gene Ontology annotation, biological process: peptidyl-threonine phosphorylation; actomyosin structure organization. The record is from RefSeq and is a predicted model, not a curated record. Lineage: Eukaryota; Metazoa; Chordata; Actinopteri; Gymnotiformes; Gymnotidae.
UGCAGCCAUAUUCGGCUUCACGGAGCAGCGCGCCGGCCAGGACGAGCUAGCGCAGGGGGUAUCUGCCGAUUGGAGGGCCACCGCUCCCUAAAAUUUUUGUUGGGCAUAUUUAUGUACUUUAAUAGUGUUUGGAUUGUUUUAUCUGUGGCAAAAAAACGAUUUUUGGGAUAUUCGGCUAAAAGAAUGGAUGUCCGCUCAACCUGAGAUUCGACGGGAUUAAAAAAUCCCGACAUUCCCGUUUUUGAAAGUGGAAAGUGCGGAUUUUUUUGAGGGGGGGAGGAUUAACGUUAGUUCACGCCAAUGGAGCCCGCGGGGCCCCGUGUGUGAAAAGUGAAGACAUUUUCGCGCAGCAACGGGUCGAGACAUUUAAGAUAGAGGCUCGUUUGGCAAACCGAACAUAAUGUCAGGCUUAUUUUGCUAGCUAGCUAGCUAGCCGAGUAGCUAGCUGGCGAGUUGGAGUCUGGGGCUUCAGUGCUCCACAUCGGCUAGACAGGCAGAUAGACAGCGCCGGGCCGCCUUCCCUGCUCGUGUCGGGGAGCUUGUUUAUCGGUUAAGGGAGUGGUAGUCGCGCCGCUGACUGAGUGCGAAAAAUGUCUGCGAAGGUGCGUCUGAAGAAGUUGGAGCAGCUGCUCCUGGAUGGCCAUCAGAAGAAGGCAGGCUCGCUCAGUGUGGAGACAUUGUUGGAUGUCUUGAUAUGUUUGUACAACGAAUGCAGCAGUUCGCCACUGAAACGGGAAAAACAUGUGGCAGACUUUUUGGAAUGGGUGAAGCCGUUCACCACCACAGUGAAGGAGAUGCGUCUUCACCGGGAUGACUUCGAGAUGCUCAAAGUUAUAGGCAGGGGUGCUUUUGGAGAGGUCGCCGUGGUGAAGAUGAAAAACACAGAGCGGGUUUAUGCCAUGAAGAUUCUGAACAAAUGGGAGAUGCUGAAGCGGGCUGAGACGGCCUGUUUCAGAGAGGAGAGGGAUGUUCUGGUGAAUGGAGACUGCCAGUGGAUCACCACCCUGCAUUACGCCUUCCAGGAUGACAACUACCUGUACCUGGUGAUGGACUACUAUGUAGGCGGAGAUCUGCUGACGCUUCUCAGCAAGUUUGAAGACCGGCUGCCUGAGGACAUGGCCAAGUUCUAUGUGGCAGAGAUGGUGCUUGCCAUUCACUCGAUCCACCAGCAGCACUAUGUGCACAGGGACAUAAAGCCCGAUAACGUGCUGCUCGACAUGAACGGCCACAUCCGCCUCGCUGACUUCGGUUCCUGCCUGAGGAUGAUGCAAGAUGGCACGGUCCAGUCUUCAGUAGCGGUGGGAACCCCAGACUACAUCUCGCCUGAGAUCCUGCAGGCCAUGGAGGACGGCAUGGGCAAGUAUGGACCUGAGUGCGACUGGUGGUCUCUCGGCGUGUGUAUGUACGAGAUGCUCUACGGGGAGACGCCCUUCUACGCAGAGUCUCUGGUCGAGACCUAUGGCAAGAUCAUGAACCAUGAGGAGCGCUUCCAGUUCCCAUCCCACAUCACGGAUGUGUCGGAGGAGGCCAAACACCUGAUCCAGCGGCUCAUCUGCAGCCGGGAACGACGGCUCGGCCAGAAUGGCAUAGACGAGUUCCGGAAGCAUCCCUUCUUCUCUGGCAUCGACUGGGAGAACAUCCGCUGCACUGAGGCUCCCUACAUCCCCGACGUCAGCUCUCCCUCCGACACGUCCAAUUUCGACGUGGACGACGACGUCCUGAAAAACCCGGACAUCGCUCCUCCCGUUUCUCACACCGGCUUCACCGGCCAGCACCUUCCCUUCGUGGGCUUCACCUACACCACUGAGAGCUGCUUCUCCGACCGGGGCCGCCUGCGACUGGCCGCACUGGCUGACGGAGGCUCGGGGCAGGAGGUGAGGCGGGACGAUGACGGGGGUCUACCGCUGGAGGCCUUCGAGAGGAGGAUCCGCUCCCUGGAGCAGGAGAAACAGGAGCUCAGCCGCAAACUGCAGGAGUCCACCCAGGCUGCUCAGUCUCUACACGGCCGUGGGGCAGGCACACUGGGUCGCGACAAAGAGAUUAAAAAGCUCAACGAAGAGAUUGAUCGCCUCAAGAAGAAACUGGCAGACUCCGAUAGACUGGAACACCAGCUGGAAGAGGCGGUUACCCUGCGCCAGGACUACGAGAGCUCCUCCACCAAGCUCAAGGCCCUGGACAAGCAGGUCAAAGCCUUGCGGCAGGAAAAGGAGGACAUCCAUAAGCAACUGGUGGAGUCUCUGGAGCGGCUGAAGUCCCAGACAAAGGAGUUGAAGGACGCCCACCAGCAGCGGCGACUGGCCAUGCAGGAGUUCUCGGAACUGAACGAGCGCAUGGCCGAGCUGCGCUCGCAGAAGCAGCGCCUGUCGCGCCAGCUCCGCGACAAGGAAGAGGAGAUGGAUGUGGUCAUGCACAAGAUGGACGCCAUGCGUCAGGACAUCCGCAAGACCGAGAAGGCCCGCAAAGAGCUUGAAGCUCAACUGGAAGAUGCUCGCGGGGAGGCUUCAAAGGAGCGGAAGCUGCGUGAGCACAGUGAAGUGUACUCCAAACAACUGGAGGGCGAGCUGGAGACAUUCAAGGGCAGCGGUCGAUCCUUGGGCGUGAGUGUGGUGACCCAGCAGGAGCUGACCAAGGCCAAGUCUGAGCUAGAUAAGAAGAUGCUGUUCUACGAGGAGGAGCUGGUGAGGCGUGAGGCCUGCCACAACACUGAGCUGAAGAACCUGCGCAAGGAGCUGCAUGACUCAGAGAGCCAGCACCUCUCCAUGAACAAGGAGCUGCUCAUCCUCAGGGACAAGCUGGAGAAGGCCAAGAGGGAACGGCAAACGGAGAUGGACGAGGCGUUGGGCGCUCUAAGGGAGAAAUAUGAACGUGAGCGUAACCUGCUGUCUGAGGAGAACCGCAAGCUGACCUCAGAAACGGACAGGCUGUGCACAUUUGUGGACAAACUGACCGCCCAGAACAGACAACUAGAAGAUGAGCUGCAGGACCUCACCUCCAAGAAGGAGAGCGUGGCCCACUGGGAGGCGCAGAUUGCCGAGAUCAUACAGUGGGUGAGCGAUGAGAAGGAUGCUCGUGGCUACCUGCAAGCUCUGGCCUCCAAGAUGAACGAGGAGCUGGAGUCCCUGCGCAGCUCCAGCCUCGGAUCCAGACACCUGGAUCCUCUGUGGAAGUUGCGCCGCAGUCAGAAGGUGGACAUGUCUGCCCGAUUGGAGCUGCAGUCUGCUCUGGAGGCAGAGAUCCGAGCCAAGACUCUGGUCCAGGAGGAGAUGCGAAAGAUCAAGGCUGCCAACAUCUCCUUCGAAAGCAAACUGAAGGACACGGAGGCAAGGAAUCGGGAGCUGGAGGAACAGCUGGAGGGCCUGAAGAAAGAUCUGGAGGAGAGCCGUACGCGCUCAGACAGAGGUUUAAAACUCCCAGACUUCCAGGACUCCAUCUUUGAGUACUUCAACACCUCUCCCCUGGCCCAUGACCUGGCGUUCAGGGACUCUGUCUCUUCCUCAUCCGCGUCUUCACUGCUAGCAUUUUGGGAAGAAACCAGCUCAGUCAGUGAGGCUGACGCCACGCCUCAGAAACCAGACCUUCCUCCAUCCUCACCUUCAGUGGUUUCAGAGCAGGAUUCUUGUCAGGAACCAGCGAAGCCCCAGACUGCUCCACCACCCACCCCGUCUCUAGCAUACCAGUCUUCGAUGCUCACAGCACCAAAGCCUAAAGCUCACCAGCUGAGUAUUAAGACUUUCUCCAGUCCAACCCAGUGCACCCACUGCACUUCUCUGAUGGUGGGCCUAAUCAGACAGGGCUACGCCUGUGAAGUUUGUUCCUUCAUCUGUCACGUGUCCUGUAAGGACAACGCUCCUCAAGUGUGCCCUAUCCCACCAGAGCAGGCCAAGAGGCCGCUGGGUAUCGAUGUGCAGAGGGGUAUUGGCACAGCCUACAAAGGCUUUGUCAGGAUCCCGAAGCCAAGUGGGGUGAAGAAGGGCUGGCAGAGAGCAUACGCCGUGGUGUGUGACUGCAAGCUCUUCCUGUAUGAGGUCCCCGAAGGGAAGUCCACACAGCCUGGUGUGGUGGCCAGCCAAGUUCUCGACCUCAGAGAUGAGGAGUUCUCUGUGAGCUCUGUGCUGGCAUCCGAUGUGAUUCACGCCACUCGUAAAGACGUUCCCUGUAUAUUCAGGGUGACGUCAUCCACGCUGGGCUCACCGGUGCGGGCGGUGUCCCUGCUCAUUCUGGCUGAGAGCGAGGGGGAGAAGAGGAAGUGGGUGGGCAUCCUGGAGGGUCUGCAGAGCAUCGUGGCCAAGAACCUCCUGAAGAACCGUGUGGUCCACGUCCUGCACGAGGCCUAUGACAGCAGCCUUCCAGCCAUCAAAACCACGCUCUCCGCAGCUGUAGUCGAUCGAGAGAGAAUUGCAUUGGGCACAGAGGAGGGCUUGUUUGUGGUUGAGGUCACCAGAGAUGUCAUCGUCCGUGCUGCAGACUGCAAGAAAGUCCACCAGAUCGAUCUCAUCCCCAAAGAGAACAUAGUUGUGCUGCUGUGCGGCCGAAACCGCCAUGUGCACCUCUACCCCUGGGGGGCGCUGGAGGGUGCCGAGGCUGCCUUCGAUGUCAAGCUGGCGGAGACAAAAGGCUGCCAAGCCCUGACCACGGGCGUGCUGCGCUCAGGAGGGCCCGCCUGUCUACUGGCAUCCGUGAAGCGGCAGGUGCUGUGUUACGAAAUAACGCGUGCCAAGCCGCACCACCGCAAGCUGUGGGAGGUGCAGGCCCCCGGCGUGGUGCAGUGGCUGGGCAUGGUGCGCGAGCGGCUGUGCGUGGGCUACCCAUCGGGCUUCGCCCUGCUUGCCUUGCAGGGUGAGUCGUCACCCGUGAGCCUGGUGAGCCCCGGGGACCCGUCGCUGGCCUUCCUGGCCCAGCAGCCCCUGGACGCGCUGCACGCCAUGGAGGUGGGCGCCAAGGAGCUGCUGCUCUGCUUCAGCCAGCUGGGUGUGUACGUGGACGCACAGGGCCGCCGCUCACGCACCCAGGAGCUCAUGUGGCCCGCCACACCCCUUGCCUGCAGCUCAAACUCCACUUACCUAACUGUGUACAGCGACUACGGAGUUGAUGUGUUCGAUGUGCACACCACAGAAUGGGUCCAAACUAUUUCAUUAAGAAAGAUCAGACCCCUGAAUGUGGAGGGUAGUCUAAACCUUCUGGGUUCAGAGCAGCCCCGCCUCAUAUACUUCAGCAACAACUCUGCAGAAGGCUGUGACCUGACUAUCCCCGAGACCUCAGACAACAGCAAGAAGCUGAUGGUGAGAACGCGCAGCAAGAGGAAGUUCCUCUUCAAGGUCCCCGAAGAGGAGCGGCUUCAGCAGCGGAGGGAGAUGAUGAAGGACCCAGAAAUGAGGUCCAAGCUGAUCUCCCACCCCACCAACUUCAACCAUGUAGCCCACAUGGGUCCAGGGGAUGGCAUGCAAGUGCUGAUGGAUCUGCCUCUGCAGCCGAGCGAGACUCCCUCCCCCUCAUCCUCUCGCCACCACGCCCUGAUCUCCCCUCCGACCAACUUUGAGCACGUCUAUCACAUGAGUCCUGUCUCUGCCGGGCUUUAUCUGCAGAAAGAGCCCUCCUCCCAACAGAGCCUGCCUCAACUCUCCUCCUCUUCCUCCUCACCUUCCACCUCCUCCCUCGGAAGGAGCAUCUUGCCCUCUUCUCAGGAUGACCCGAUUAAAGACAAGCCACGCCCACUCUCUAGUAUUUCACGGCAACAGAGGAGUAAGACCCACAUCACACGCACUGCCUCGGGGGGUGGUGAUUUUAUAGGUGCAGGCUCAUCUCGGAAUAUCUCAGAUCCAGAUGCAGACUUCGAGAGAGAGCCUGACUCGGAUUCCACCAAGCACUCGACCCCCUCCAACAGCUCCAACCCCAGCAGUCCCCCGAGCCCCAACUCCCCCCACCGCAGCCAGCUCACCCUGGAUGGCCUGGAGCACACCCUGGAUGGCUGAGCGUCGAAGUGGGCCCGCCUCCACACGCACCUCUUCACUUCCUUACUCGCUGUUCCUCCCACCCCUGGUCCCUCAGUUAGAACUUGCUACAAAGUGCCAAGUUUCUCAGCCUCUCGUCUCCCUCGGUUUUUAAAUCUGUGUACCAACUACACGGUCACAGGCAAAACUCUCCCCACUACUUGUUUCUUGGCAGGAGAUUUAAAGCAUCCUCCGGAUGGAACUGAGAUCCUGAGUCACAGUGGGGAAACUUCUGUAUUGUGCUCCUGGUAGAAUGCGCCACCUGGCUCAUUGCAAGGGGUCCUCUGUGAGAAUCAGAGCUUUCGCCAGGGCUAGCCACUGGACGUGCAUAAAGCCUGCCCCCUGCUGGAGCAAUGGGUGUAGUAUAGCUAACAGGGUCUAAUCAUUAGUACAUUGAUUGGAGUUUUUUUGUUUUUGUUUUUUGCUUUUUGUUGUUUUUUUUUUGUUUUUGUUUUUUUCAGUUCCAUGCCCUUUUCCUGUGAGGGUUUCUCUUUAUUUUUAACUCUGUAGAUAAAUGGAUAAUGUUAAAAAUGCCAGGAAAUCUGAAGCUCGCAGAAAAUUGGUAAUCAUGAACUGCUCUGAUCAUGAAAACGUUUUCUUCUUAAAAUUACAGACUUGAGGGAAAAGAGACUUCUUUGCUGUUUUUAAGUGUAAGAUAUUUGAAUGGAUGUGUUCACUUGACGCACAGCGGUAGGAAGGAACUGAAGACUUCAUGAGCCUAGAGACCAAGGACAAAUACAUGCCCAACUAACCCAGCUGGACCAGUAACCAAACUUCUUUUUGAUGUUUUUUGAUCAGUGACACUUCUCUCUCUGUCUUGUCUCAGUGUUGGCUCAGACCAGUUAUAAAGAGGCUUUGACACUUAUCAGACUGUGGGGAUUUUAAGCCAAACCAGUGGGCACUUUUAUUGUAAUGUAAUUUCUUUUUUUCCUUUUCCCUAAUUCUGCAUUUUCAGCCAGACUUUGUAAUAUUCAUGUUUUAACCUAGACAUUUGACACACACACAAAAAAUAUAUUUAGCUGGUGGAACCGCUCAUUACCCGAAUAAUAAAUAAGCAAGGAUAAGAAAUUAAAGCGGACAAGAACAAGACUUUGCAUAUAGAUAAGCAUUCUAACAAGUGAACUGGCACACAGCUAAAGGACCACACUAUUCAUAGGAUUUCAAUAGUUCUUCUGAAACUGCUGCUGCUUUUGUGUGCUAUGUAAAGGAACAAAUAUGUGAUAAGAUUCUCUGCAUAGCUGUGCUCAGUCCCCCAAUUUUUAAAUUGUUGCAAUAUGGAGUGCCUGCAGGCAACCACGUGUGUUUCUCAAACAUGGACAUUAUUGUUAAAUCUGAAGUGAUCAUGUAUGUGUUGGAAUCAGUGGUCUGCAGCAGGAGAGCUACGGGCAUGUCUGCCAUAUCCGUGUUCCCACUUGUGUGCCUUCAGUGCCGUUUGCGUUACAGCGACAUGUCCGCUAAAGCAUUUCAGUUGUUUUUAACAGGAAAAAAAAAAAAAACAGGUUAAUGGUGAUGUUUUAUUUUGUUUUCUCUGCCCCUGAAACACUGUAUGAAACUUGCACAUGAACACAUUUUAGUCCAAGGAAACUUUUUUUUUUCUUUUUUUUUUUUUUUAAAUUUGUCGGUGGUCUUUUCUGUUCCAGUUUCCUGCUCCCUUUCACUGACUUCUUCUAAAGAUGGGACUUUAUCCUCAAAACACUACUGCUUUUUAUUUCAGAAGAAAAAUCACAGGUUGGAAUCUUUGUAAUUAUUGAAUUGUUAGCCUCAUAAAUUUGAACAAACAAUAAAAGAGUAUCUGUUGUG